UUUUGUCCGUCCCUCCUUCCAGAUGCACAGGUGGACAUUUUCGGCUCAGAUGUCCAUUUCAGCCGGAGAGGGACUUUCUUUAUAAAUUUGUUGUACUUUUUAUUUUAUUUUUUAUUUUGUAGGUAGUUUUUCAGUUUUCUGUUGUUUAAUAGUUAACUCAGGGUUAAGCUUGUUGCUGGGCCUGCAGGUUCACUCCAGGAAGCGGACUUCGGGUCCAUCAACUGAAACUAAGAGGAGGAAUUAAAAAGGACAGUUUGGGACCUUUUUAAAUAUUUUUUUUAAAGCAAGCUGAGGAGUGAAACAAGAUACGGCCCUAUUAUGAUUAAACCGUUUGAGGCAGAUCAGUUCCUGCCAGCGUCGGACAACAAAAAGCUAGAGAAAAAAAAGCGUCCUGUAAAGACGGGCAUUGUGAUCGGUGUGGUGAUCUUACUAGUGGUCAUUGCUCUGGUGACUGGGUUGCUGAUCUGGCAUUUCAGCUCCUGUUCAAAUCAGUUCCCUUGCAACAAUCAGCGGUGCGUCAGCCGAAACCUCACAUGUGACGGCCGGGAUGACUGCGGAGACGGGAGUGAUGAGACAAACUGCAACUGUGGGAAGAAAAAAAUCUCUUUGAGUAACCGUAUUGUGGGUGGAAAGGAGACGGAUGAAGGAGAGUUUCCAUGGCAAGUCAGCCUCCAGUUCAAAGGUCUCGGAGCUGUCUGCGGAGCGUCCCUCAUCAGUGAGACAUGGCUGGUCACUGCUGCCCACUGUGUGCAAGAUGACGGACAAAACAAAAUGUCAGAUGCUACGGGUUGGGAUGUUUACCUCGGCCUUCAUGACCAGCAGAAGACCUGGUAUCCUGUCGUGAGGAACAGCCUGAAGCGGAUCAUAUCUCACCCUAGUUACAGCCACACCACCAAUGACAAUGACAUCGCCCUGAUGGAGCUCGACAGUCCCGUCAGCUACUCUAACUACAUCCAGCCCAUCUGCUUACCAGACGCCCAACAAAACUUUCCGGCCGGUCACAAUGUGUGGGUCACAGGAUGGGGACUAACAAGAGAGGGAGGAAUAGCUGCAAAUAAACUUCAGAAAGCUUCGGUGCAAAUCAUUAGCAGAUCUGAGUGUAACACUUUAAUGGGAGGUCAAAUCACAUCACGGAUGCUUUGUGCUGGAGUACUUGCGGGAGGAGUGGAUGCUUGUCAGGGAGAUUCUGGUGGACCUCUGUCCAGCCCAGAAAACGGUCGUAUGUUCCUGGCAGGAGUGGUGAGUUGGGGGGAUGGAUGCGCUCUCAAGAACAGGCCAGGCGUCUACACGACAGUCUCAGACUUUCGUGGCUGGAUCAAAGAGAUGACGGGAGUCUAGUUCACUGCAACGAUAUCGGACAAAAUAAUUAAAGCUAUAAACUACUGACUUGGAUUAUUGUAUAAGUAAAACUCCAGUCUGACCACCCAUCCUGCGGAUUCAGUGAACAUUACUUGUGGUUGUAUCAUUGGUGGCGUAGACAUUUUUUGCUUUUACAGCAAGUGUAUGCCUUUUAAGCUAACUGUGAUCAUUUUUUAUGAAGGUGGCGAUUGGUUAAAGGAGCAAUAAGUAAGAAAUUUACUUUAAAAUCAACCUUAAUCGUUUUAAUUUCUCACCUGGGAUUGUAGUAACACUCCCUAUAAACAAUCAGUCCUCUCCAUCAACAGUGUCUUAGUCACUUUUUUUCUUCUUUCAAAUGUAGAGAUACGGUGUGGAACUACUUUGGUUGAGAGUGUAGCCCGUGUUUACUUCCUGGUUCCUGAGCCAAUUAUAUAAGAGUUCCCAUGGUUUCCAGAACAGAGCACAGCAUUUGGUAUUUUAUUUUGGCAAAAGAGUAGCAUCCUGCAGACAUGGAAGCCAGUAAGAAAAGAGGACAGGAAGUAAAAAAGAAUAUAUAAUAGACCUGUCCAGUGAAAGUAAAACUUAUGUGGGCUUUCACAGCAGAAAACAGCAGGAAAUGUGUGUGUGUUCCGAUUUGAAACACUAUGUGUCAUUAUUACUUAUCGCUCCUUUAACUGUUUUGUACGCAAAUAAAUAUUUUAUUGUUUUUUUUUUGUUUUUUUUUUACUAUGCUUCAGAGAAGCAUUGUACAUAGUCUUUAGGCACUGUUGUUACACAAAUGUACGUAUGAGAGCAGGUUUUAUGAAUAGUGUAAAUAAAAGCUGAUUGAGCUCUCGCUCAUUUGAUCUUUCCCCCUAUGUAUUGGUUAUUGAAGGUUUCACAGAAAUUCCAAGAAAAUCUCUAAUUUGUACUCUUUCGAUUGUUUCCAUCAUGUGAUAUUUUAAUUCUAGAGAAAUAUACAAAUUUUUAUUAGCUUGAAAAUUGUAAAGGUCAUCUAACAGUUCCUGCAUUCUAACUAUGACUUUAAAUGUGUUUUUAAUAUCAGAUGUCUUAUAAUAAAUUUUGA
Messenger RNA from Fundulus heteroclitus (mummichog), 2404 nucleotides. RefSeq names its product suppressor of tumorigenicity 14 protein homolog. The coding region runs from base 319 to 1338 and encodes 339 amino acids. The transcript has 7 exons. Gene Ontology annotation, molecular function: protein binding; serine-type endopeptidase activity. Gene Ontology annotation, biological process: proteolysis. The record is from RefSeq and is a predicted model, not a curated record. Lineage: Eukaryota; Metazoa; Chordata; Actinopteri; Cyprinodontiformes; Fundulidae.